AUGGUCGGGAUCUUCGCGCGCAAUAAGGGCUCUCCACGUACUCGCAUUGAGUCGACCCCACCCCCGCCCCCGCCUUACGAGUCAAACGGCCACCACGAUCCCGUCUUCGCGACGACGACGACGACUCAUGUUGUCACAACCACCACGCACACAACCACUCAUUUCUUCUCCCUGCCUCUUUGGAGACGACGCUGCUUUCCGGCCAAUCCACCUGCGGUCGGUUCGCAACCCAUGGCCGGAGUCUCGUCCGAUGAAUUGGGCGUCCUCCAUUCGCCAGCACAGCACAGUGUUCUACUCAGGGACAAGGAGUUGCCUCCCACUCCUGCGGAGGAUACGCGGACUGCGAUGCACGAGACCGCUCAAGUGGAUACUGGCAUCGACGGAACGUUGCAGGUGAGGAGGGGCAGUGACCUCUCUGGACCGUCUCUCAUCAGGCGAGGGUCGCCGUCGCCCGGGGAAUCGUCUUCUAUCGCACUCGCUCGCGCCGCGUUGGGGCUCGGCCUGCCGCACGUUAUGCCCAACGGCAUCUCCGCGUCCUCAUCGUCUUCGGAGGAGAACAUGAUCACGUUCGUACCACCACCUCCAAUUUCCCAGCCUUUACAGUCCAGAGCAUUGCAAUCUACGAUAAGACGUGCCAAGAGCUUCCAGGUAGACUCUGAAUCGUCUUCGGAGGCAUCGACGGCCAUUGUAGGGGAACGUAUGCGCUCGCGAGGUCUCUCGGUCGGGCCAUUACACUUGGUAUCCAACGAGAAGGGGAAAGAGAAGCAGCGAGAGUCCGAGGAUGAGGCGCCUGGGCAGACGGUGCGGCCUGCAAAGCCAUUGUCACGCAAGAGCUCGUUCUGGUCGCGUCGACGUAACGACACCCACCUUGCACCGCCGGCGAUCGUGCCCGCAGUUUACGAUCAGUCUUCAGGUCCCUCUCUGCCGAUGUUGCAGCCCGUGUCACCAUUUUAUGUCGAUACGUCGAUACCACCUUCCCCGCAGCCGCCGCCACUACAUCGACGACAUUCAGAACGGACAGGCUCGUCUUCACUCAAGGGCGAAGCCAGUGAUGACCCCCCAUCUGUUCCCUCGAAUUUGCCCUCGAGUCCAGGAAGUUCUAAAUCCGCAUUUCGUCGUCCUAGGCGUCCUCAAACGGCGGAUUCGUCCGCGAGGCCUCGCCGUUCGACGAUCUUUGGAGAUAUUCCGCAAGUCGUCACAUCUUCACCCCCUCCCGUACCGGUUCCUCUCUCCCGAAUUGAGGAGCCGGCUCCUGUACGCACGCGAGCUGCGCUUGCGCGACCUCGCUCGUCGACAAACCCUCCUUUGCUGCAUCGCCUGUCCGUCAGCCUUUUUGGCUCUUCCACUCCUUCUCCUUCCACAUCUUCAAGUGCUCCAGCACUUGGCCCCAACAUGUUCAGUGACCUCGCAACUGCAUCUCCCACAUCCAGCCCGGGUUCCUCAAGGAAGUCCUUCUCAAAACCUUCAAUUGAGAUUCCUCGACCUCGCUCUGAAGAGGAGUCUCCUGAAAUAUAUCUCCAUCGUCUCAUGGAAGCAGUCGGCAAAGCUGAGGUUGCGAUUGUAUUAGCUUCGAAUCCAGACGCAUUCCAUGCCAGUGCGCUGCGCGCCUAUAUUGAUCAGUUUGAGUUCGCUGGUGAUCCCUUGGACGUCGCUCUGCGCAAGCUGCUGAUGGACGUUGGGCUACCGCGUGAAACACAGCAGAUCGACCGAGUCAUUGAAGCGUUUGCUGCAAGAUAUGUGCGCUGCAAUCCGAACCUGUUCACAUCGGAUGACCACCCGUACAUACUGGCGUUCAGUCUGAUCAUGCUUCACACUGACGCGUUCAACAAGUCGAAUAAGCGUAAGAUGACGAAGCAGGAUUACGUGAAGAACACCCGCCUUCCUGGUGUCGCUCAGGAAGUGCUGGACUGUUUCUACGACAAUAUCGUGUUUGCGCCGUUCAUAUUCAUUGAGGAUCCUCUUGAUGUAAACGGUCAACGCGGUUUGAUCCCGGAAGCGGCGCGACGAACAUCUACCCUCAACACCUCAUCACCCGGAGGUCACAACAGUUCUAGCUCUACUGUUCUUCUAGGCAAGAACUCGAAGAUCGAUCCAUAUUACCUUAUAGCGCGCAACCUCCUCGAUGACUUGCGUAUCAACGUGCACUCGCUUGUACCAGUCGAGAGUCCCUACGGCUAUCAAGGCACUGGAGGACCCUGGGAUGAAGAAGAGCUCCUCCGAGUGUUCGUCAUGGCUAGCGUGGUUGAGGUGAGCGUUAUGGAGAACCGCUAUCUUUCGUCGCCAUGGUUCGGCUUGAGCACGCCCGGCGGACCAGGUCCGAUCUUCCAAAGUUCGCUACCGAUAACUGCGUUACCACCUCAGGGUGAAACGUGGUCGCUGAAGGUGACAAAGGUCGCUCUGCUGCUCCGCAAGGAGGAUACGAUAGACGGCGGCCGGCGCGCCAUGAACCGCAAAUGGCGCGAGUGGAGCGUCCUGCUGACUGGGUCCCAGCUGCUUUUCUUUCGCGACGUGUCAUUCGUCGCGUCCCUGCGGGCACAGAUAGACCCGUCCGUUGGUCGUGCGGUGUUUCCUCAGGCAGCUGCGCCUCACCCGGACGAGUUUUUGACGGUCAAGGACGCUGUUGCUGUCUAUGACAGGUCCUACACCCAGCACCGUUACACGUUCCGGCUCGUUAUUUCAGACGGCCGACACUUCCUCAUGCAGGCGCCAGACGAGAAGGAGAUGAACGAGUGGAUUUCCCGCAUCAACUACGCGAGCGCGUUCAGGACAGCCGGUGUCCGCAUGCGGGCGCUCGGAAUGUCUAGCAGGGAUAUUGAACUGACGGGCAUCGCUGCUGCGGCCUCGCACAUGCGGGAUCUUCAGCAUCGUGCGAGCCCACAUCAGUCUCCGCGGAUCCGAACGUGGUGCGCGAACACGCCGGAAGAUGCCAGUAAUUCUCCUCGAGACUUCGCGUCUGCAGGAGGAUGGCUUUCCACGUCCCCAACGUCGGCGCAGACAACGGAAUCGGAACCGGUCACAACUCCGAUAGAGAACACGUCCCGGCUGUUCAAGGCGACGUUCGACCAGGUGAAGACGGAGCUUGCGACGAAUCGCUGGCGUUCGCUUGAUGGUUUGAGCGUGACUCCACCAGGUCGGCCGCGAGCCUACAGCUUGGAGUCGACUCUAAACUCGCCGCCGAUGUCACCGCUUUCGGAGAACGGCGAGGGCUCUCGGGGCUCAAAGCGGUCGGAGAUUAUUCGAUCCAAGCUGAAGGAGCUUGAAACUAGCAUUUCCCACGCACAGACGCAGCUCGACACUGACAUGCGUUUUGUGCGCAACUUGGGGGUGCUUACGCCGUUCCAGCGCGCGACGCGCGAUCGGGUGCAGCUCGCUGUUCAAGGAGCAGCAAAGCGGAUCAUGCAAGUGCGACUGAACCUUGAAAAGUUGAUGUGCUAUCGGGAUGUCCUGUCGGACGAUCUGAGGGCGGACGAGCGCAACUGGCAGUGGACGCGAAAGAUUGCGAUGCGGGCCGCUACGCAGAAGCUGGAAAGCCAGCGUGCGCCGGUGUUGCCCCGAAUGACGUUUUCUGUGUACCUCAACGACACAGAUUCACCGCUCGUGUCCUCCCCCAUGAGUAUUCCUAGCACGAUAUCCGCGUCGAAGACUUCGUCGGGGCUAGAUUCGUCCUUUGAGGAGUCCUUCCACUCUGCAUUGUCCAACAGGGAAUGGUCCGGCGAGGCCUCUGGGUCUGCCAAGACGAUUGACUCUGCGCGUCCGCGCGCGUCGACCUUGUUCGAUUCCCCGAAAGCUUCACCUAUCGACGGCACGAGCCCGAGGCUGUCGAACGGCUCAUAUCCGUUUCCUGACGUUUCGGAACGCCCACAUGCGUCUCCGCUCGCCCCGCAGGGUUCGACGGAAAGCGCGGGACGCGAUUCGGAGACCACACACGAAAAGUUCUACACAGCACCGGAGAUCUCGGAGGAGCAGGCAGAGGAUUGGAACAAGACGCGGGCAGCCAAACGUGUGUCUCUGGUGAGACUGCCGCCCGACUUGCGGAUUUCCGUGCUGUUCGGAAAACAGGGCUACAGUGGCAGUGAGAUCUCGGAGGGGACGGAUACUACGCCGUCGUCACCAGUGCAGAAACCCCGGAAUCCGUUCGAUCGGACAGAGUCGACGGUGGACACUGUUGCGAUGCUGGAUCUUUGA
Messenger RNA from Sparassis crispa, 4185 nucleotides. RefSeq lists its product as hypothetical. The transcript has 6 exons. Bases 1 to 4185 code for a protein of 1394 amino acids. Lineage: Eukaryota; Fungi; Basidiomycota; Agaricomycetes; Polyporales; Sparassidaceae. Gene Ontology annotation, molecular function: guanyl-nucleotide exchange factor activity. Gene Ontology annotation, biological process: regulation of ARF protein signal transduction. The record is from RefSeq and is a predicted model, not a curated record.